UGAACAUACAAACAUGUGGACUCUCUUGUUCCUUUGUGGUGUGCUCAUCACACAUCAAGUGCAAGGUGUAGAUCGUGGCGACGCUGCUCGUUAUUGGUGGACUACAUGGGAAACUGCAACUCCUGGGGACCCUACAGCAGAUUAUUGGGAAACUGGGGACACUACAACAGAUUAUUGGGAAACUGUAACAGAUGAUUGGCAAACUACACCAGAUUAUUCAGGCUGUGGUGGUUACCUGUAUGGCAGCAGUGGCAGGUUUUACAGCCCCAACUAUCCAUACCAGUACCCAGACAAUUCGGACUGUAUAUGGUACAUCAGACCAGGCAGUCAGAUUAUUCAGCUGGAGCUGUUGGAUGUAAGCACUGAGUGUGGAUAUGAUUAUGUUUACGUCUAUGAUGGCCCCAGUACUGGAAGCCGGCUUCUGGGAAAGACAUGUAACAACACCGAAAACAACACUUUCUAUUCCACCGGUUAUUAUUUGACUGUGCGCUUCAGGAGUGAUAGCAGUGUAGGCCUCAAAGGAUUUCAUGCUUCUUACAGAGUUGUGUCUGGAGGUUCCUGCAUUCACAACUGUGGUUACCAGGUUGGAUAUUGCUCUUGCUCUUCGAGCUGUGUGUACAGAGGGGACUGUUGUUAUGACUACGAAGAUCACUGCGGAUCCACAUCAGUAACAGAUCCAACAGCAACAGCAGAAACAACAGAUCGGUACUCAUGUCUUUACAACUGUGGCGCACACCUGGGAAGCUGUUCCUGUACUAGCUCUUGUGAAUACUACGGCAACUGUUGUCAUGACUACUACUCUUACUGCCCAAGCACAGCAGAUCCAGUCACAGAUCAGCCAUCAUGUCGUUACAACUGUGGCGCGCACCUGGGAAGCUGUUCAUGCAGAAGCUCUUGUCAAUACAAUGGUGACUGUUGCUAUGACUACUAUGAUUACUGCUCAUCAACCACUACGUGGCCUGACGUUACAGCUCAGCCUUCGUGUCGAUACAACUGUGGCUGGAACAUGGGAAGCUGCUCCUGCUCAAGCUCUUGUGAAUACUAUGGAAAUUGCUGUUAUGACUACUACUCAUACUGCCAAGGGACUACUGACAUGCCCACUGCCGUUACAGAACAGCCUUCAUGUAGAUACAACUGUGGCUGGAACAUCGGAAACUGCUCCUGCUCAAGCUCUUGUCAAUACUAUGGAAACUGCUGCAAUGACUACUACUAUUACUGCCAGUCUCCUGACUUUACCACAGCUCAACCCUCAUGUCGAUACAACUGUGGCAGUUACAUCGGAAGCUGUUCCUGCUCAAGCUCAUGUGAAUACUAUGGCAACUGUUGUUAUGACUACUACUCCUACUGCUUAGUCUCAACUAGGGAGCCAACAGGGUCAUGUGGAGGCAAUCUGUUUGGCUCUGGCACCUUCUCUAGCCCUAACUAUCCCAGCUACUAUCACGACAAUGCCUACUGCAUGUGGCAACUAAGAGCUGCAUACGACCAAAGAAUCUUCCUGCAAUUCACAUUCCUGCAGCUGCAAGACUGCUGUUCCUGUGACUACAUUGAAAUCUAUGAUGGGCCAUAUGUUUAUUCACCAUUUUUGGGCAAAGUCUGCAACAACAGUCUGAGCACUUUCUUCUCCACUUCCAACUAUAUGACUGUGGUCUUCCGGACUGAUGGUGCUAUGGUUGGUCGAGGUUUCAAUGCCGAGUUCUCGAGCUCUUUGACACCAAGCUCAGGUCGAGUGGACUGCUCCUCAGACAACAUGAACAUCGUGAUUGAGAGGUCUUACUUGAACUCUUUGGGUUAUGAUGGUCACAGCCUGUACCUGAAUGACCCACACUGCAGACCCCAGAUUUCCUAUUACAAUGUGGUCUUCAGUUUUCCUCUCAACACUUGUGGCAACAUAAGAGAGUUUGAGAAUGGCAGAAUUGUGUACACAAACAGUCUUCGUGCCUACAACUCCAACUACGGCGAGAUCACACGCCAGUCUAACUUUAAGCUAAACGUCAACUGCCGAAUGGAGCAAGACUCAGUAUCUCAGAUUUUAUACGAGGUCCAUGAACUAGACAACACCACCAUAACAGGCACAGGCAGAUACAAUACCAGCAUGGUUUUCUACCAAUCCAGCAGCUUCUACUAUCAGGUGACUGAAUUUCCGUAUGAGAUAACACUAAACCAGAACUUGUUUAUUGAAAUCGAUAUGAGGAGAGGUGACAGCAGUCUGGUCCUCUUUAUUGACACCUGUAUAGCAUCACCAUCAGCCUUUGAUUUCCAGUCGAGACCUUACUACUUGGUUCGCAAUGGUUGUCCAGUAGAUAACACCUACUAUGCCUACACUACUGGCACCAGCCCGUUUGCUCGUUUCACAUUUAAGGCCUUCCAGUUCUUGCGGGCCACAGAAGACGUGUACCUCCAGUGCAAGGUCCUAAUAUGUCCAGCCUCCGACUACAACUCCCGCUGCCGCCGCGGAUGCACCAAGCGAGUGGCCAGAGACGUGGGGUCUGAACAUGAGAGUGAAACUCUGGUUGUGGGUCCCAUUCACCUCUUAGCUCCUGAGACAAAGGAAGAGGCGACUGAUGAGCAGAAAGAAACUUAAAUCUUCUCUACUUCUUCUCCUUCUUCUUCACACUUUCACUCUAACACUGAAUAUUAUCCACCCUUUUUUUCCUUUUCUUGCAUUACAUGAAUAAAGGCAUCAUCAAAAGACAAUAUGUG
Oreochromis aureus is the source of this 2700-nucleotide messenger RNA. RefSeq names its product CUB and zona pellucida-like domains 1, tandem duplicate 2 (gene cuzd1.2). The record is from RefSeq and is a predicted model, not a curated record. NCBI's taxonomy places the organism in Eukaryota, Metazoa, Chordata, Actinopteri, Cichliformes, Cichlidae. The coding region runs from base 14 to 2581 and encodes 855 amino acids. Gene Ontology annotation, cellular component: cell surface. The transcript is spliced from 23 exons.